Messenger RNA from Diuraphis noxia (Russian wheat aphid), 1722 nucleotides. Its product is annotated as RNA-directed DNA polymerase from mobile element jockey-like. Lineage: Eukaryota; Metazoa; Arthropoda; Insecta; Hemiptera; Aphididae. The record is from RefSeq and is a predicted model, not a curated record.
AUGAUAGGAGAAGGUCGGGAACGACCUACCACUUGUCCGCGGCUCACCUGCGUAUGGAGGUACGGCUGUCCUCAUCCAUCGACGCGUUGUUCACCAACACAAGUCGCAUUAAAUACAUUCAUUCAAUCGUCCUCUGUCCUUAUCCAACUAGAUGGCCAUGAGAUACUCAUUUCAGCUGUCUACAAAUUAUCCGACUCCAGUCUCACGACCAACGACCUAGACCUGUUGACUAAGAGCGCCGAAUGGCAAAUCUCGGCAGGUGAUUUUAACGCCACACACCCCUUGUGGCACAGUUAUUCGACAAACGCUGUCGGACGAGUCCUCUUUGAUCAUGCCCAACUAUCUGACUAUCCAUCACUGCUCAACCCCCACAUACUUCCAAAAAAYGCCAGAUUCAGACCUGACGUACUCGACAUCGCUCUCGUACGACUACCUUACGCAACCCAAAUAUACAAUCUCAACGAACUUUCCACAGACCACUACCCUAUCCUUCUAGAGACCUUAUGUUCUCCAAUAUCUUCUUCCCCUCCAGCUACCAACUACUUCAUUAACUGGACUAAAUACAAAACAAUCCUUACUAACAUACCAAACUUAUCUACUCAACCGAUCAAUGACAGUCAUUCAAUCGACAAGGCAAUCGAUUAUCUGACCAAAAACAUACAACACGCAAUUGAAGCUAGCGUAUUCACACCCAAAACUAAAAACUCUUCACUCUUACUACAAAACUACAUUAAAAAAGAAAUAACUGAAAAGAACAAACUACGCCGCCAAUGGCAAAAUAACCGUAACCCGACCAUUAAACGUUUCUCAUCCAAAGAUCGUGCUGAACUAAUAGCYGAUUCUCUCGAAAGCCAAUUCCAAACUAACCCAAGYCCCGACUUACCAGAAGUAACAGAUCACUGCCACUCACUACAAAAUCUCGACAUAACUAACUCUAACCUAUUCACUACCCCAAUCACCAUACAAAAUCUCAUCAGAAAUCUUCGCAAAAAGAAAUCCCCUGGUGACGAUCUCUUCACCAACACGGCUCUUAAAUUCCUGCCGAACAAUAUUUUAUUAUUCCUGACAAAAAUCAUCAAUAGCUCUUUCAGAAUCUGCUACUUUCCGCUUGCCUGGAAAAAAGCAGUUAUCAUUUCCAUUCCCAAAUCAGGCAGAGACCACAAACUUCCAAAAAAUUACCGACCUAUUUCGCUGCUAUCCUCAUUAUCUAAAAUCUACGAACGUCUCAUCCUCGACCACCUCCAAAACAAUCUCCGUGACAAAAUCCGCCCAGAACAAUUUGCCUUCAGACCUGAACACUCAAUUACUCUACGACUAACCAAACUUACCCAUCAACUCAGCCAGAACUUUAACAACAACCUAAACACCGCAGCCAUCUUCUUUGAUGUUGAGAAAGCUUUUGAUCGAGUCUGGCACCAAGGUCUCCUUUACAAGCUCUCUCAGCUCAAAAUUCCGACUGAAAUCGUUAAAAUCAUCGAAUCCUUUCUUACUGAUCGCACUUUCACUGCCAAAAUCGAAGAUUCAUUCUCAUCCUCCAGAAAUAUCCUCACAGGAGUUCAUCAAGGCUCCUGUCUAUCCCCCACUCUAUAUCUGUCCUACWUAACUACAUACCAACAACUCCAAAAGCCUACCUCUUACUCUUCACCGAUGAUACUAUGUUCUUCACCUCUAACAAAAAUCCCAGGCGUGCGGCUAUACAAUUACAGCACCAACUCAACCUAG